This is a messenger RNA of Argiope bruennichi, 1386 nucleotides long. RefSeq names its product protein NipSnap homolog 3A-like. The record is from RefSeq and is a predicted model, not a curated record. The coding region runs from base 268 to 1080 and encodes 270 amino acids. Gene Ontology annotation, cellular component: mitochondrion. Lineage: Eukaryota; Metazoa; Arthropoda; Arachnida; Araneae; Araneidae. The transcript has 6 exons.
AGUUAAAUUUUCGUCGACCGGCAUAUUCCCAGUGUACCAAGAAAAUAUUGAAUAUUGCUUUAAUUAAAUGAAGAAUUUGAAAUUUUUUUAAAGUGGAAGUAAUAACAAUAAUAGCCCAUAGCUUUCAAUAUAUUUGUCUUCUUAAUUUAACGAAAACUGAUCACAUUGGUGAAUAUAUACUCUUCGACCUUAACCUAAAAUUAAAUAUUGGUUACUUUCAAAUAUAACAAAGAUUCAAAUAAUAUCGUAAUUCACUUUUGAUUAGCUAUGACUUCAUUCAUGCGUUGCAGAUUUAUUGGGGCUUUAUUUCGACAACGAGGUCAUAAUGGAUUCAACCAUUGGAACAGCCAGAAUAGAAAUUUAUCAGUUCCACCUUUGCACACACCUCAUAAAAUAACAGAUGUUGAUGGGCUGAAUUUAAGCAAUAAAGAAUCACAAAAAAUCUUUGAAAUUAGAACUUACACUGUGCGCCCUAAAGAUUACAAAGAAUAUAUAAAAUUUACUGAAGAUAAUUUUCACCUUCGCAUUAAGCACUCAAAGCUGUUUGGUUUCUGGAUUACAGAAUUAGGAGGUCUGAAUGAAAUUAUCCACAUUUGGGAAUAUGAUAAUCAUGAACAUAGAGCUAAAGUUCGAGAUGCACUUGCAAAGGACAUGGAAUGGCAAACAAAUUACAAAAAUAAAGUGUCAGCUAUGUGGAUAAGUCAAACAAAUGCAACAAUGACAUUGUUACCAUGGAGUUUAAUUACUUUACCAAGCAAAUCUGGUGUUUAUGAAUUGCAAAUAUUCAAUAUGAAUAGUCACACCGAUAUUUGGGAUGGAAGAUUAAAAGCUGCUAUGGAAUUAAGCUCAUUAAAAUUGAAGAGCACUAAUUCAGUUCUUGUUGCUUGCUUUACAUCAAUUUUUGGUCCUCAUAAUACAGUGUAUGCACUAUGGCAGCAUGAAAGCUUUGAUAAAUUUGCAUUUUCAAGACUCCAGUUACUUAGUGAGCCUAAUAAAUCUGUUUUACAUGCUUUUUAUCAUGAAGUUCUCACUGGUUACAGCAAAGGUUUACUGCCACAUAAAGCUUCUCCUUUGCAGUGAGGUUAUGAAAUAUAUAUUUAAAAGUGAAAUAUAUUAAAGUUUCAAUAUUGAUUUAAUUAUCUAUUAAUUUUUACAGUAUUAUUUAAUGUAUUUCCUUAAUGAAUCUUGAAUUGAAUUCAUCCUUAUUUCCCCACUAAAUUUCUUUAAAUUCCCAAUUUUGAAAAAAAAAAAAAUACUUGCAAAAAUGUUUAUUUUUAUCGACGAUAGUUAUUAUGAUUACUGUUCCUGUCAUUUUUAGAAUCAAUCAAUUAUUGAUUGUCUUGCAACAAAUAUUUCUCAUAUAUACAAAUGAAUGAGAAACUUUUA